This is a messenger RNA of Nerophis lumbriciformis (worm pipefish), 1941 nucleotides long. NCBI's taxonomy places the organism in Eukaryota, Metazoa, Chordata, Actinopteri, Syngnathiformes, Syngnathidae. The record is from RefSeq and is a predicted model, not a curated record.
AUGGAGCACAUCCGACUUCCAAAGGUGGAGAAGGUCAGGCUGUUGGAUAAAGUAUUCACAAAAAGGAGCAGGAUGGGCACCCUUUAUUUGACGGCCACCCACACCAUCUUUGUUGAGAGUGAAGGUGGAAUACGCAAUGAAACAUGGGUGCUCCACAGUUUGGUUUUCAGUGUGGAGAAACAAGUGACAACACCAUUGGGGUGUCCUCUGGUAAUACACUGCAAAAACUUCCAGGUUCUUCAUUUUGUCAUCCCUCAAGAGCGGGACUGCCAUGAUGUUUAUGUGUCCCUGCAGAGGCUCUCCCAGCCAGAGAGAUAUGAGGAACUGUACUGCUUUUCCUAUAAACCAGGCUUUGAUGAAAAGGAGCGACAGCAAGAAUGGGAUUUCUUGGACCUCAGGUCUGAAUAUAGCAGAAUGGGCAUCCCAAACUCCCUGUGGAAACUCUCCUUGAUAAACCGGCAUUACAAGGUGAGUGACACUUACCCUGCUGAACUUUUUGUACCUGCGUCAACAACUACGUCAGUCAUCACAGGAAGCGCCAAAUUCAGGAGCAGGGGAAGAUUUCCUGCUCUUUCAUACUACUCCAAAGAAAAUCAUGCGGCCAUCUGUCGUAGCAGUCAACCUCUGUCAGGCUUCAGCGCUCGUUGCCUAGAGGAUGAGCAGAUGCUGGAGGCCAUACUGAGGUCCAAUCCCCGCAGUGACUUCAUGUAUGUGGUGGAUACCAGACCCAAGUUAAAUGCGAUGGCAAAUAGAGCAGCGGGAAAAGGCUACGAAAAUGAGGACAACUACUCUGACAUUAAAUUCCGGUUCGUUGCGAUUGAGAACAUUCAUGUGAUGAGGAGCAGCCAACAAAAAAUGCUGGAAGUGUGUGAGCUGCGUUCCCCUUCUAUGUCUGACUUCCUGGAUGGCCUGGAGAGCUCAGGCUGGCUGAAACACAUCAAAGCUGUUUUGGAUGCUGGCGUCUUCAUUGCCAAGGCUAUUGCAGUAGAGGGCGUCAGCGUCCUGGUUCACUGUUCAGAUGGUUGGGACCGUACUGCUCAGGUUUGCUCUGUGGCCAGCGUGCUGUUGGAUCCAUACUACCGGACAAUCAAAGGACUAAUGGUUCUCAUCAAGAAAGACUGGGUGUCAUUCGGCCAUAAGUUUUCUCACAGAUGCAACCACCUAGAUGGAGACCCCAAAGAAGAGUCCCCUGUAAUCGAUCAGUUCUUGGAGUGUGUUUGGCAAUUGAUGGAGCAGUUUCCCUGCGCGUUUGAAUACAAUGAGCGGUUUCUGAUUACGAUUCACAGCCACAUUUACUCCUGCCAGUAUGGCAAUUUUAUAGGCAACAGCCAGCGGGAAAGGACAGAACUCAGACUGCACGACAGGACCCAUUCUCUGUGGUAUUAUCUAUGGUCAAACCGGGCAGAUUACAGUAACCCCUUGUACAGACCAAACCAUAGCCAGACACAAGGACUCCUUCGGCCAUCUACCGCCCCCUGUUGGUUCAAAUUUUGGGGGGGAUUGUAUAACCGGUUUGACCGUGGGAUGCAUCCUCGUCAGUCUGUAGAGGAUUAUCUUCGCGCCAUUCAAGAGGAAACGGAACAGUUGGAGGGGCUGCUUGCCUCUCAUAAACAGAAAAUUUCUAAACUGGAGGAGAAGAAGGUGUGGAACGGCACCUCAAAAGCCACCUUUGAUAAGAGCCCCACAGCUUGGGUUCUUGGUAAUGAUCUUGGCCUGGCGAACACCCCUCAAGACUACACAUCAGGUUUCCUUACCAGCAGCCCUUGUCAGCUAAAGCCACCAUGCAGCAGCCUGACCUUCUCCCCCCAAGAAUUCAACAAAACAAAUGACUUUAGUUACUCCAACGGCAGUGAUCGAGAGUCUGGGAUCGCAGACCUCAGCUCUCGUUCACCUUUUAGUGAGGAGAGCACCAGAGAUCAAGACUCUGACGAUACUGCCUAA